AUGAAGGCAUUCGGGAUUCUCCUCUUCAUACUUCUGUCACUUUUUGAUCUUGGCCAAGGAUCCAAGCUUGCUGGCUCUAGCGAAAUGCUCGCCAUGUACAACGCAUAUGUGUUGGACUUUCUCAAGAACGGAGCAGCACGUACUUUGGGACCGAACCUUGAUCAUGAGUCAUUGGUUGACUUCGGGACCUUUGUGUCGAGGAUCUAUGUGAAUGCAAAGCUCCCUCGAGAUGGGGUUUUCUUGAGCAAAACCCCAGAAUACAGCCAGGAUACAUUGGGCCAAAUCAACCAAUUCUUGAGAAAGAAGGACCAAUACGCCACAGAUGAACUGCUACGAAAGGGCGAUUCCGGGGAGGGUAAUCAUGAAACCAUGCUACAGCGGCUCACUGAUAUAGUGAAGUCCACCCGGGGUAGCGACGCGUCGGGCUUCUCAGAAGCGUGGAAACUCCACCUGCCCGAAUUCAAGCGAGCUUUGGCAGGUACCCAAGGAGCGCGGCUGAGUGACAUGUUCAAGCAAAGUCUGAAGCCAUUGUUUGAGAAAGAAUAUCCUGGGAAGACUCUGAAGUCUUCGUCGUUUCCUGUGAUGGACACGGACGUUAGAUUCGAUCGCGAGAACUGGGGAAUGACCUUGACGGCCAAUGAUGAACCAGAAACCAUGGCUCAGAAAUAUAAGACUUGGUAUGUUGGUCUCAGAGAGGAUAAAAGUUGGAAGGCGAGGUCUUACAUCUCGCAUCAAAAGAUUACCACCUCUAUCGGUCGGAGUUUGACUAUGUUGGAUAGCUUAGAUAGCUGUGAUUAG
This is a messenger RNA of Penicillium griseofulvum, 798 nucleotides long. RefSeq lists its product as uncharacterized. The record is from RefSeq and is a predicted model, not a curated record. Bases 1 to 798 code for a protein of 265 amino acids. The transcript has a single exon. Lineage: Eukaryota; Fungi; Ascomycota; Eurotiomycetes; Eurotiales; Aspergillaceae.